Trypanosoma rangeli is the source of this 307-nucleotide messenger RNA. RefSeq names its product surface protease GP63. The record is from RefSeq and is a predicted model, not a curated record. The annotation marks the transcript as partial. Lineage: Eukaryota; Euglenozoa; Kinetoplastea; Trypanosomatida; Trypanosomatidae. The transcript has a single exon.
AGCCACGGGCGUAUUGUCGCCGGUGAAAGGGGCAACUGUACGAGAGGACGAAUACCCCGAAGCCACCAAACUGCACGCGGAGCGGUUCCUUCCCAAGCCCGUGGUUGGCAAAAGAACUGUGCCAAGAGCUUCUGGAGGACCGUUCCAACACUUUACAGUUCCAACUGCCCACAAUUUGGGCGGGGCGAUUGGUGCUGACAUGGCCCUCCUACGCUGCUGCUGGGCUGUUCCGAUGCGAUAUUUUGGCGUGGGCGAGCACGUGCGUGCCACGUUGAGUGACUUGGGCCGUUCCGUUGGCGCCAUGUAG